UAUUUUUUAAUUAAUAAUUUUGAAUUUGAAAUUUUAAUUUUGUUUAGAAGCAUCCGCAAGAGGUGCCCUGAUAUAGUUGCACCAGUUUCUACCAUGUAAAGUCGGUCCUGGUUUUGCAUAAUUUAAAGCUCCUGGAGUCUACAUUUGUCCACAAUUUUGGUCGACGAAGACCAGAGUGGAGCAAAGUCAGAUUGACGUUGUUCAAUGAUUGUUGUAUAGUUUCAUGAUUUGUGUGUGCGCUUGAUCUCAAAGAAAAGAUUCGAUAUCGGUCUUUGUAGAAUAUUCGUUAGAAAUCGCCCGUACGGAUAUACGACAAUCUAUGUUCAUCGUAGCAUAGUAAAGAAACGAAAACAAACAAUCGUGUGGGACACGGUUGAAUCUUUCUCGAAGAAUCUCCAAAGAUUGUAAAGCGUGCUGCGAACGAUAUAUCGCUGCAAGCAACGUUUCAGAUUUUCGUCGGUUGCAUUUGUAUCUCGAUCAUUUAAACGCGUUUUUAUUUUUUUUUUUUUUAUUAAACUGACCGAUAGAGGUUAGCGUCUGGCAUAAGGUUCAAGGAUUCGAAUCGUACGACCUAAAAGUGUUUCGAGACUUGUUUAUUACGCGUCUCAUCUUUUUGUUCGCGACUUGUGCCAAAACUGACUGUUUCGUAACAGACGAAUGCGUUUUUGAAAUUCUUCGGGGAACUGCCUCAACGCAUAUUCGAAGCUGAAGUACGUUCUUUCGACUUCUUCGUGGUUCCAAAUGACACAUUAUCCAUGGAACAUAAAAUGCAUUCUCCUCCGGUUCAGAACACAAUGGGUGGAGUGAAUCUUCAUACACCUCCGUCGAUAUUUCAACACAUGAUGGGACAGCAGAAUGUUCCUCAACAGUCUCCAUUGUGGAUGCAAAUGCCACAAGUGCCUCCAAUGUCGAUGCCAUGGAGUGUAUCUUCUCUACACCAACAAGAAUUAGUCAGAUUUACAGGUGAACCCAGCUUCAAACCCAUCAUCCAUCAGAAAAGAAAACUUGAAACUCCUGAUCUGCUAGAUAUGAGACAAACAAAACAGUUUAUAACAGAAGAAAAGAUGACUGCACAUUUUAAAGAUUUGCACAUUAGUUCUCAAUAUCAACCACAAUCUCCAGGGCCAUCAACAUCAACAGCUGACAUGCAAACAGUUCCUUCUAGACAGAUCACUGUGGACCUAGAAAUGGAUACAGCCCAUACUGUUGACACGGAGCAGGUAAAAUCUGGACACUGCAGAUUGAUUCUUUCAGAAGAACUCAAAAGAGUGCAACCAGAACCAAUGAUUCCACCUUCGUUGUUGUCUAAAUUGGAGAGGCCCUCCAUGGCUCUAGUCCUUUGGGAGCCUCCGAGCAAACACCUUCGUAUUCUUCCAACACGAGAUUCGCCGGCUGGAGUUUCCAAUGCGGCUGACGAUAAUAAUAAUAAUAACAAUAAUAAUAACGACGGAAUUCCAGAUUUAAAUCAAACAUUACCAAGCAAUGCACCAGUUUACGAACCAAUGGAAUUAUGAAAGUAAUUCAUUAGCAAGUCACUUCUCAUUUUUGUAUAUUGUUAGAUCAAGGGGGAAAUUAUAUCGUGUUUUAACAUAAGUGUAGAUUUUGAAGAAGACAAACAAAAAUAUAUGUCAUCCCUUGUAUUUUUAAUUCAACACUGUCGUGCUUGUGUAAUAUUGUAAAUUAGCGAAGGUAUGAAAAUUUUUUUACUAAUAGAAAGUACUCUACAUCGAUUAAUUAAUGAUUCGAUGGGAAUUCGUUACUGC
Hylaeus anthracinus is the source of this 1763-nucleotide messenger RNA. RefSeq lists its product as uncharacterized. The record is from RefSeq and is a predicted model, not a curated record. Bases 756 to 1514 code for a protein of 252 amino acids. The transcript is spliced from 4 exons. Lineage: Eukaryota; Metazoa; Arthropoda; Insecta; Hymenoptera; Colletidae.